Molecule: messenger RNA, 801 nt
Organism: Ogataea haglerorum
Lineage: Eukaryota; Fungi; Ascomycota; Pichiomycetes; Pichiales; Pichiaceae
Exons: 1
Coding region: 1-801 (266 amino acids)
Source: RefSeq, a predicted model, not a curated record
AUGGGUCGCGGCGACCGCAUAUUGGAUAGGGCAUGGGCCCGGUUCACAGACUCCGACCGCAUAGCAAUAACUGAUACGGGGGCGUUGAUUGAAGAGAUCGAGCAGAUUUGGGGACGGGCGCUUCUAUCUCCGGAUUACAAGGCAUUCUGGAUUGACACGAUCCUCGAGCAUCCAAGCAGAAGUCUGACAAAGCACGAAUUUCUGGUGCUGUUUAAAAUGCUUUUUGAGGUCGAGUUUGAAGACUUAUUUGAUACAGACACUGAUCUGACGAGGCGAACAGACACGAGAACUAUAAAACGAAAAGCACCCGUCGCAUUGUCCUUGAUGGAACAGAAACAGAAGCUGUUCCAGAAAAUUAGUAUAUUAAAAGGCACAUUGAACGCGCAGCGCAAGCGGUCGGCCAACGAAGACUGUACAAUGGAAUUGCAAUUGAAUAGACGACUCGUGGACUGCUACGAGACACUGAUCCAGGUUUAUGAGCAGCUCGCUGCCGAGCCCACGGAGUCGGCGCUGGUGCUCGCGGUGAGGCGUCAGGAUGAUCUGUUGGCGCGAUUUCAGCGGAAACUCAAUCGCACAGCUAGAAUCAAGCUAUGGCGAUCGUAUCUGACGCUGCUGGCAGCUGGACUGUUGGCAUUUUGCAUCGUUUCGUACGUGAUGGGGCUCGUCGCCGACCUCCCGGCAACUGAGGACGACAACAUAGCACCGGCGGGCUAUCGACGGCUGCCGAACAGGUUUUUCGACUCGUUGAACCCGAUUGACAGGCUUUUCUAUAGCGGCCUGGAAUGGCUUGGAUAUGUGUAA